UUUUUAUAGAAGAAUAAAAUGCAUCAACAAACUCUAGAGAUUUAUCAAGACUCUAUGCAGAACAGACUGAAGCAUGCCAAAGACUGCAAAUCUACCCAUUUUAUGUAUGCGAGUAAUCCAAUUGGCAAAGAAUCAGUUUAUAACCCUAAGUCAGUCACACAGGAUUUUGAAGGGUUUGACAAGAUCUAUUAUGAGAAUGCUAAGGCUACAACAGUAGUUGAUUUGAAGAAAAAUUUCAAAAGAGGCAUUCAGACUCAUUGGACCUUCCAUAACCGCCAGCAUGAUGGUUUUAGCCAAAUAAAACCACAGCAAAAAUUCAUUACGAGAAAUAAUGAUGCUAGAAUGAAAGUCAAAGAGUUGAAGAAAGAUCUCGAAAAAGAGCAUUUCUCCAUUGGGAAUGGUGAAUCUCACUUUAAUACCACUAAUAAGGAGCUUAUGAGAAGUAGCUCAAUGCCAACGCUAGGUGAAGAUUCCUCGAAGAAUGAUUAUAAGAUUAAGAAGAUGAUGAGUAACCAUCACUUUAAUUUUGGCAAAUAUAAGCCUGACUUCAACUCAACUGUCAAUGCAAAUUACAAAGAUCAUGAAACAAAAGAAAGAGCCAAAUCUGUUGUGAAAAAUAAGCUAGAUUCUUCUGUCCCUCUCUCCCAUCCAUUCCAGACUGGAAAGAUUAAAUUUACUGCUAAGCUUAAGCAAGAUUUUGAUAAUGAAAAGAGCAAGAAAUUUUAUAUUCCGACCACAACAAGGGCGGUUAAAGAAGCUAGUAACUUCUCUCUUGGGAGAAAGACCUCUUUGAAGGAUAAUUAUCAUACUAUGAACUCCUCCUUGUCAAAUUUGCCUAGGAUCUCUCAUGCUAAUUUCAUUUCUGGGUUUGCAAAGGGAGAUUCGAAUAGAGAAAAGGUCCAAAAAUUCAGAAAGACUAACUUCAACAUUGGGUCUCCUGUAAUGGGGCAGAUCCCUGGUUCAACUACUCAUGAUGCCUUUAAACAGCAUCCUAAAGACCAGUACAAGAUAAAGGGGAUGUAUAAGCAAGGGUUCAAGGCAAGAAACAUUAAGGUCAGUGUGCCUAUGAAGAAUUAAUCCCCAUUCAAUCGUA
Messenger RNA from Moneuplotes crassus, 1093 nucleotides. Lineage: Eukaryota; Ciliophora; Spirotrichea; Euplotida; Euplotidae. The record is from the annotation of a GenBank genome assembly.